CACGGGGAGCUGCCGUGGACCGGGAGCCCGGGAUCCACGGCCCAUCGGAUGACGCGGCGGGAUCGACGUCGGGGCUCAGCGAGGAAUCAGAGCUUCCGAAAUAUCAUAAUCAUUGCGGGGGAGUUGGGGUGGAGCAGGGAUCGAGGGGCACUAUGAAUGAAGAGCAGUUUGUGAACAUUGACUUGAACGAUGACAACGUUUGCAGUAUUUGUAAACUGGGGACGGACAAAGAAACUCUCUCGUUUUGCCACGUCUGUUUUGAGCUCAACAUCGAGGGGGUCGCGAGGUCUGACCUCUUGCACACCAGAUCCCUGAGAGGACACAGAGACUGUUUCGAGAAGUUCCACCUGAUAGCCAAGCAGGACUUUCCCCGCUCCAAACUCUCCAAGAGCACGUACGAAGGAGUCAAAACGCUCCUGAGCAAAAAGCUCCACCGGAUCGUCCACUACGCCCAGAACAGGGAUUUCGAGGGGGACCCCGAGGGCCCCAGACAGCACCAGCUCUUCCCCUUCCGGCCCCCGGCCGAGAGGAGGCUCCCGCCUCGGUCGGACUCGGGGGUCCCGAGGUAUUCGGCCACGUGGAGAGAGGGCGGCCCGAGGGGCGGCGGCCCGGGACGGGGCGAGCCCGCCGGCCUCCGGCUGGAGAUGGCGUCCGCCGCGGGGGCCCCUCUGCGCCCCAAAGGCCCCCCGUGGGCGGAAGGCGACGGCCCGACCCGGGAGAAGGAGGCGGAGGCUCGCGGGCCGGACUCCGGGGUCCGGCGCCCGCGAUACAGCCGAGAAGAACUGCACUCGCUGAGCCUCGGGGAAGUAGAGGAGCUGAACGGACGGCUACGGCAGCAGAUCCAGGAGGUGUUUGAGGAGCUGGCCCGCCAGGUGCAGGAGAAGGACUCUCUGGCCUCGGAGCUCCACGUCCGCCACGUCGCCAUCGAGCAGCUGCUCAAGAACUAUUCCAGGCUCCCGUGCGUGCAGGUGGGACGCGCCGCGGGGGUCAAGCCGGACCCCCCCGUGGACAACUGACGCCGCCCCGCGCCGGCCCCCUCCCCCGGGCGCACGCCGGACCGCUCUCGGCGUGUGUUCGCGAGAGGACGGGUCCUCCGUACACGGGAUCUGGUUCCUUCGGAAGGGUCCUCUCCUCCGGUCCGGUGUCGCCCUCUCGACGUCGACAACAAAAUAUACAUACGUAUGUGCGA
Messenger RNA from Ornithorhynchus anatinus (platypus), 1189 nucleotides. It is a transcript of the gene C17H21orf91, whose product is annotated as chromosome 17 C21orf91 homolog. The record is from RefSeq and is a predicted model, not a curated record. NCBI's taxonomy places the organism in Eukaryota, Metazoa, Chordata, Mammalia, Monotremata, Ornithorhynchidae. Bases 153 to 1016 code for a protein of 287 amino acids. The transcript has 5 exons.